Messenger RNA from Fusarium tjaetaba, 3354 nucleotides. RefSeq lists its product as uncharacterized. Bases 1 to 3354 code for a protein of 1117 amino acids. NCBI's taxonomy places the organism in Eukaryota, Fungi, Ascomycota, Sordariomycetes, Hypocreales, Nectriaceae. The transcript has 8 exons. The record is from RefSeq and is a predicted model, not a curated record.
AUGGAGCUUUCCCGGCCCGCGGACUCGCAAAUCGUCGCCGCUUAUCGACCUCGCUCUAGCCAGGACGUUUCAGCCGCACCUGUCAGGGAGCUUGAGAGAACCAUCGCGGGAUUUCAAGCCGUAUUGACCGAUGAAGACCGCAAAAAGCUGCAGCAGCUCAAAGCGACGUCGCACGACUCGCAAAGCAUCAUCACUUUCACGGCCGAGUUGGAUCUUCUCGACAAGAAUCGGCGAGGGAAGAGUGUCGCCUCGAGAUUGGCUUCGUUCCUGCAGACGAUUGAACAGUUUACGCCCAUAGUCGACACAUACAUUCAAUCGAAUCCUGAUAUCACGGCGCUUAUCUGGGGCUCAAUUAAACUAACAUUUAUGUCUGAACUUCGAAGCUACGUGGAAAAUAUCAGAGCGAAAGCAGAGCAGGUCCAGGGCGAUAUCCAAUUGGUCAAAGCUCAGUGUGACCGCGAGGAACAGCAACUACAGACGACAGAGCGAAAAGAGGCUACCGACCAUCGGAAACGCUUCAGAGCUUGGGCUGCCGAAAUGGAAAUCUUUCAAAUGCAACGAAGACGAGAUGCAUUAGAACAGAAACGGCGUCGCCUCCUCGAGGACCUAUCCUCAUUCAACUUCACGUCAGCCUUCAACAACACACGAAAUAAGCGCCAUGUUGGCACGGCCAAGUGGGUCUUCGAUACUCCUGAAUUCCAACAAUGGGUCAAAGCCGAUGGACCUCCCGUUCUUCAUGUCACGGGGAAGAUUGGGUCCGGUAAAACUGUAUUGUCGUCCUCCAUCGUUGAGAAGCUGUCGCAGAUUCGGCCACCUCAACAAUUCGUGUCGUUCUUCUUUUCCCGGUUCGAUGAUGCGCUUAGCCUUAACGCUGAGACGAUCAUACCAAAGUCAGCUCUGUUCUCCCUCAACCUACUUUCAGGUCUCUAUCAAUUUGCGGCCAAGGCUAUGAAACAAUGGUUUAUAGUCAUCGACGGGUUGGAUGAAUGUAGCACUGACCAACAGUCCAAGCUGCUAAAGUUCUUCCAGGGCAUUCUUUCGGGGGGAACCCGUAACAUAAGCGUUAUCUUCGCUUCUCGAGAGACAUGCACCAAUGCAAUCAGAAACACUUUCCCGGAAUCCAUGCGACUGGUUACAGGCCAACAAAGUACUAGUGUAGACAUUGGGUCAUACGUUGACGACAUCAUCAUUGACAAACUGUCAAAUGGAGAACUAGUUAUUAAUGACCCCAGGCUAUUGAAUGAGAUUCUGAGAACUAUUGCUUCCAAGGAGCAGGGAAUGUUCUUGUGGGCCUUUUUUGCUAUCGAGGAUAUAUGCUCUGGGAAGACUGACAAUGAGAUUCGCCAAGCGCUUCAAAAUAUCCCAGGUGACCUUCCCGCGACCUUCAACCGUGCGCUCAGCCGCAUUGUUCAAAAACGAAAUCAAGACAUCGCCAAAAAGGCCUUCAUGUGGACAAAGGCAACAUCAAAACCAUUGACCUUGCUACAACUCCGCGAAGCACUGUCUAUCAAGCCUGGUCAACACACUCUGGGCCAGGAGGAUCUCAUCAGUCGCAUAGAGCGAUUACCUUCUUGGUGCGAGAACCUGCUCUAUGUUGAGGAAACGGACAACACAGUUCGGUUCAGCCAUCAUUCCAUUCAAGAGUAUCUUUUGGCAUCAGAUUCUGGUGAACAUGCGGCACUCCACAUUGACCCCAAUCAGUGUGAUAAGCUUGCUGGCGAGGUCUGCAUUACGUAUGUCAAUCUUGACAACUUCCAAACGGCACUAGCAGAGAGAAAAAGAGAGCCUCUGACUCCAUCCGCUAUGAAGAUCGAUCCAAGUGGAAUAGCUGAACAGACGGUACAAUCCGCCAUCCAAGGUGGCGUUGGAACACGCGUUGGUCGCCUCGCUCGCCAAUUUGUCAAGACGCCAAACUCAAAUAAAACAUCAGUACAGCGCGACUUUUCCCUUAGUUCUCCCAUCCCAGUUACCAGUAAGGCCCAAGGGACCGCAGACUACCCCGCCCUCGAGUAUGCUUCGCGAAACUGGUUCAAGCAUACCAAAAAUAUUAACAAAGAUGAGACGGAGAUCUGGAAACUUUUCGGUCAACUGGUCCAGAAGCCUGCUGAGCACUCGCAAGGCGAGCCCUGGCAUAGUACGGAAUGGAAGAAGGAAGCCGUGACGGGAUUUCCAAAACAUGACGAUUCAAGAUCAAACUGCUUUAGCGAAGUGAUUCGUAGCCAAGUGAGGGGCGGGAUGGCUGGCAUCGAAGCGCCUUCAUCAAAUGUACCAGAAUUCUCUCACCUACUUCUGGCCUUUUUAUACGCAGAGUUGAACGGUUACAGCGCGCUCGCAUGUCGAUCCUUUCAAUUGCUGUUAGGAUUAUAUGCAUUUUCAGACGAGCUUAACAAGCUUGUUUGCGUCCUGCUGGCUAACAAAAAUCACAUGGCCUGCCGAAAUGAUUGUGCAAGUUUCGUGCCUGUAGAUCUGGACCAUCAAUGUCUCGUGGAAGAUCUCAGAAAGGCUAUCGUUCGUGGAAUCUCAUACUUCCCAGCCUUGAAAGAACAUAUGACAGGAGCUUCCUGUGAUUGCGCAGAUUCAUCUCCUCUUGAGUCAAGGCGCGACAUAUGCCAUGUGCUAGAAGCAGGUUACCGACAAGUAUCAGAGCCGCAUUUACAGGCUUUCGCUAUCAUGGCGGAAAGGAUGAAGGCCCAAGGCAAUAUACCAACCAGUGAGCUAGGCGGCCCAGAUUCUCACUACUCACCAUCUAGACUGGCUCCUCUAAAGUACACGAUUUGUUUUCUAAACCUUUUGGAGGUCGGGGUCCAGGGCGAACCGGCACCGAAGAGAGAGGAAGCCGACCGUUAUGCUUUAUCUGGCGCCCUAUUCGAACUCCAUGGAGACACUAUUGCCACAAUAUUUCACAAUUUCGUUAUACCUACUCUUUGGGAACCUUACAUGGCAACUUAUAUUGUCAAGACUUUUUUCUAUGGAUCUUUGCUGCCUGCCCCUAAGCACAUCGUGCAUGCCCAUGAGGAUUGCUUCCGGGAAGCAGUGUGGCGAAACAACUGGGACAUUGCUGCAGCUUUAGCUAAGUAUAAGCCAAUAUCUGACUAUGGUGCAAUACACGGUGGGCACUUCGCUUUCGUCCGGGAAGCUUUACUCUGCGGUAAUUGCUGGCGACGCAUGCAAAAUAUGGUUAGACAGCUGACCUCAAAGGAGAUGCAUCAGUAUUCUUUCAAGCUAUGUGGGGAUCACAAUUCGAGGUUCAAAAAGAUUUCUGAUUCACUCCAAGGCAUACACGAUGCGAAGAAGGAAACUUUGCUUUGCCCGGGACAUAGCACACCGGCGUUACCUGAACGGGACGGAAAUUAA